UAAAAUUCAUCAGCAAUCCACAAAUUUUUGAUUUCCAACUAUCGAAAAUAUCGAUAGUUUUAGAAGACUAUCGAUACUCGUUUCGAUAGUGUCGACUAUCGAUAAUAUCGAUAAUGCUAUCGAUAGUUCUCCACCUCUAUAUAUGAGUACGUCCACGAGAGAUGCCGUCGUUUCGCGUUUCGAGUUUUUGCACGACAGCCGUGGGCCAAGCAACAGAGCACUCGCGCCCAAGUCGGAUCACAUUCUCCAAGAAAGAUUCAAAGUCUCUUACUGUUUAUCACAGAUUCGAAAUACUAAAAACUUUCUUUCUCUUUGAUGGUUUUGGCCUAACCUCUUCUAUACGAAACUACAUACAGUAGAACAUGACGAAAGGUGGCAUCACUGGGGACGUGUUGGAAGCACGGACGCAGCCGUGCUCAUUGAUAUGACGCCAUUUUACUAACCUUUUCGGCGCGGAUCGCGACGAUCCACUUAAGGUGCUCCACUUCAUAUCGUUUCAAGAGCGUUUAAUUGUGUCGUUUACAUUUUACAAGUCGUGUACGCUCUUUCAUAAUUUCAAGUGGUUCGUUCAAGCCGGAGUUUACCGAAAGGUAUGCAACCCUCGUCGCACUGGGAUCAUCCUUGUGUGCAACAAAAGCUUACAGCAACAUUCUAUUGCUGAAACUUAGUACCACGGUGUCCUGGUUCAUUGGUCUUGUUUUGACAUUAGUUUCAUCAUUGUAAACUGAUUUUCUGGGAACUUUAAGGCUGAAUCACUGUGGAGUGAUGGUCACAGCGAAGGGCCUCUUGCAUGUCGUACCAUGUGCUCAAUUUUGUAAUACCCUUAUCAGAGGUAAUACUGCUAUAGCCAAACAGUGCUACUAUGGAAGAUGAAGAUGGUGAAAGUAAAGUUAUGGAUAUGUGGAGCAUAUUGGGAAAACAGCAGCUUAAAGAUAAUUCUAUUGGAAACUCAUUGAAGCCUUCAAUUGAUAAUGUGUACACUGAUGUAAUAGAGGAAGAGAAACAAUUAUUGCGGUACAAUUCUGUUGCAACCAAAGAUUCUCAGAGCAAAAAUAAUAGUACAGGAUCAAAAAUUGUGUUCAAAGGAUUUAAGAAACGGAUUUUGGCACAAGCACAAGAAAUACAAACAAACACAGCAAAAAUUAUAGCACAGGAACAGCAGUCGCUGCAUUCUAAUGUAUCACCAAAAAGUAGCAAGGAAAAGAAAGCAGAGAUUAAGAGAGGGAAAAUAACCGAAUAUGCCCAAUAUUUGGGUCUUCAGCCUUCAACAAAGAAUAAGUGUACGAAGUGUAACUCAUCGUCUAAUUUGUGUUCUACAUUGAAGCAAAGUUCGUGCACUUGCAACUCUACGAUGACGCCAAUGCCUAGCACAUCGGAAUCAUCCACGAUGCCACCUUCUCCAAAUUUUAAAAUUACAAGAAAAGUUUAUCUUUGUGCAGCCUGUGGCACAUACUUUGAAAAUUGGAAUUUAUUUUUACACAUGAGGGAUAUUCACAAACGCCAUAUAUGUUUGUUCUGUCUUGGAAUGUUUGGUCAAGCAGAAAGAUUGUCGUAUCAUUUAACCAAAAAACAUAGUGUUCCAGAAAUGGCGUUCACGUCUGUUGAAGAUUUCUAUGGUGCUUUUAAAGGAUCGUGUUAUUUAGUUUGUUGCUCUUGCGAGAAAGUUUUUUCAGAAACGGAUAAUUUUUAUAAUCACUUUUGCUCGCCAACGUCCAAACAAGAGGUCACUGCAUCCAUAUGCACACUGUGCAGGCAAACAGGUACGCAUGCAAGUACGUGCAGUUUAGCUGUUGACACGAGCAAAGAAGUUAAUUCUGUGUUACCGGUUAGUCCACAAGCGAGCGUGAUACCAACGCACGUGCUUGACAAAGCUGUAAGUGGUGGAAAUAAAACUGUCUCAAGGAAGUUAAUAAAAAAUCAUAGGUCUAAACACAUAGAGGAUAGUGUGUCGAAUCAACAAAAGGCGAACACGCAUACGAAAAAGACAAAUAAUAAAAUUGCCGCGUCUCGACCGAACGAAAGUCAACUAUCGGAUGAAACUUUAAGUAGAGACGAGAAUUCUGAAAACGAAGUCACGCAUAAUGCGAUUAAGGAUACCGUGUCAGAGACGAUAAUGGAAGUCUCGAAGUACACUGAAAACUCCUGUGAGGCGAGAGAAGAAACUAAUGAAAAUGCGGUUUGUCCGAAAAAUUCUGAAUUACAGCCAUCGAUUGACACGAACAGCCAUAAUAUGCCAUAUGAUAGCGUAACUGAGACUAUUAUGGAGGUGUCACGGUGUACAAACAACGUAGAAGAUUCAAAUACAAUUAAGAAAGAGAUUACUGGCUCGGUCGAUACGUUGGAUGUGUCUGAUAAAACAGAAGUCGAUUGUGAUAAAAUAAGCAAACAGAAUACAGAAACACCGGGUUCAAACGAGAAAACUGAUAUUACAGUAAACGAAUCAAAUUUGAUAAAUGAUGAAGCAGAAGAUGUACAUAAAGAUGAGACAUUAGAGACUGAAAUGGAAACUAAAAGCGAUUCUCCUUCAAGAGUAUCAGAAAGCUCUGCCCACAGUCCUGUCAAUCGUUCGUUAUUUAGUCCUCAACACGAAUUACAGGUAUCCGAUUUACAGUCUAAAGAAGAUACUAGCGAGAAUGAAAAUAAAGAAAAUUUAGAUGUACCUAACGAAUCUCAAUCUUCGGUAUCGUUCAAUGCCGCUGAAACUUCCGAUAGAAGCUUAGUUAUCAAAAUAUGUACCAACAAGAACUCUCAGUUUACCGUUACGACUAAAAGCGAGAGUAUAGAAAACGAUGACGUUAACGAGAAAUCCGAGGAAAAUAACAACGCGGAUAGUUCGGUGGCGGAAGAAAAAGAAUCCAGUGUUUCUGAGAAGGAUAACAAGGAGAACAACGCCAGCUUUCAAACGCACGACGGAGACAGCGAUUCGGACAGUUUCAAAUUAGCAGUAGUAGAUAGUAAUUCGGAAGGAACAGAGGAAGUUGAAGAAGCCAAGGAAGUUAAAAAAGUAGCUGAAGAUAAGGUCGAGUCUGACAUGAAUAUUGGAAGCGAUGAAAACCAAAUAGAAAUAACUGAAGAAAAAUCAAUUGAUAUUAACGAGAAUGGGAAUGAUGAUAUCGAGGAACAAGAGAAGGAUGUUAAUCAAAACGAGGCAGAAAAUAGUGUGGAGCUUCAAACGCAGCCAAACGACGGAAUAAUGUUAGCUGGGGAGGAUGUUCCUUGUAUCGACCUUAACGUUGAUGGUAUUUUAGAUAGUAUAGAGAUAGAUGAUUUAUUGAAACGUUGCAUAGAGGCAGCCAGUCCCUUCUGUGUCUACUGUAAUCACGCACGCCAUAUAGCAGUUAACGGUAAACAAUUAGGAUUACAUAUGCUCGCGGAACACAAGUUUCAACCUCAGCAUCCUGCUAUAAUCAUUCAAGCAGAACAGUUCGUCGCCCGAGUGAAGAAGUCCCUGGACGAGUUGGAUUCCCAGUUCUUUAAUUUAGAUUCUUAUAGCAGCGAAAACGGUACAUACAAUGUCCCGAGUGUAAGAACGUACGAGUGUUUUCAUUGUAGAUUUCAUUCUGCCAUACACAAGGAACUUUACCUGCAUAAUAGGAAGAUGCAUCAAAAGACAAUCUUAAUCUGUAUAAUGUGUAAAUCGACUUUCUAUAGUUAUAGCGAAUUACUUUGUCACCUGUGCCCCGGAACGUACUCUCCGAACAUUAACGUCAAGUACAGGUGUUGUCUGUGCCCCGUGUCGAAUCUGCCAUCCGCGUUUAGGCUAAUGGUUCACUUGCGUAAACGGCAUCACGCGUGCGAUGUGUGCUUGGAGUCGACUGGGAAUCAGCAGCGGUUAUCGAACCACGUGUGGAAGCACAAGCUUCAUCAUUUGUGCUACAGGUGCGGCAUCGCGUACAGAAACAAACCGGACAUCACGAAACACUUAUUCUGGAAGCACGGAACGGAGAGCGUGCUGUGCAAGAAAUGCCUGCAGAAAAAGUGGCCGCAUAUUUAUCAUUUCUGCAUACCACCCACGGCUUUCGUUUGCGAGGAAUGCGGGUCCAGCUUCUCGCGAGCGGUCGCCCUGAAGGUGCAUAAGAGAUUACAUUCCGGAGACCAACCGUACGCUUGUAGCGAGUGUUCCGAGCGAUUCAUAUCCCGAAAGCUUUUGACCAAACACGAGAACGCUCAUAAAGAACCGCCACCGGUUAGCGCGAGUCUAGCGGACACCACGAGCCAACCACCGAUGCUCGACGAAGAAAAAUCGGACAAGGAAAAAGCAGUCGUGGCCGACAGCAACUCGGCCGCCUCUGAAUCCACCAAAGAGGCGAAGGAACCUGUGAAGAAGGUCGUCGACGUCUACGACCUACCCCCUCUGAAUCUUUCUUCCGAAAGUGAUACGGAUUCCGAGGAAGAGAAAGUCGAAAUUAAAGAACCGGAGGCAAUCGAGAAGAGCAAACCAACCGAGGAGGAUUCCAAAGAGCCUCCCAUGGAUCAACAAAACGCAGUUUCCUCUGAACCGGCAGCGGACAGCAUAGUGGAGGUGGAACAGAACGAGGAAGAAAAGGAACAAGGGGCGCAGAUCAUGGACGGUAUCUGGGACAAUUUUAAGUCCUACACAGCCAGCUUGGAGAUGAAGGACUCUGGGAACAAUUUCAUCAAGGAACCAGAGCAAGAACCAGAGCCAGAAACUGACGUCGCAUUCCUUAGGAGUAUAGUGUUAGCUGACCACGAUUACUGCGUGGUAUGGUCUGACAAGGAGAAAGAGAAGCAACCAGAGGCGAAAUUAAAUGAGAAAGAGGAAGUGACUCCGAGCGGGGACCAAGAUUAUUUAAACAAAGCGCAGAAAAAUCCGGCCGAGAACAAUGGAAUGCAAAGCGUCAGCGAGGAGGAUCCGAAUAAGAAGAAGGCGAAGAGUCCUAAGAAGAAGAAACAAAACGGAAGUACCUCGUCCAGUGAUUCGUCUAGCGACAGCGAUUCGAGCAGUUGUUCUUGUGGUACCAAUUGCAGCUGUAGUAGCUCUUCUUCGGGUAGUUCUUCCAGUUCUAGCAGUAGCUCCGAUUCGGACAGUUCCACGUCAGAGAAUUCUCCAAAGAAACGCAAGGAACGGAAGAAAGAUAAAGACGGCGCGCAGGAGUUGGAGGCUGGACGCUUGGACCAGGAGAACAAGGAAGCUUCAGCGGAGAUGGAGAACGGUGGAGGAGCCGCGGCAGAGCCAGUUUGUCUGCCACAGCUUCUGCUAAGAGAGUCCGACCUGGAGACCGAGGAGACGGAGACGGACGAGGACUUCUACGACGAGCAUCCGCAGCAACUGGCGAAUAAGUUGCUCGCGGAAAAACGGAACCAGUUGCUGCUUUUGGCGGCGGUGGCUCCGGCGUCCACGGAGUCGGCGAUGCCGUUGAACAACGGCUUAACGGACGUCGACACCGCUAUCCCAUCACCGGACCAGAUGUCCACCGCCACGGAGGACCAAUCGCAACAGAAGAGGAAAGUGAAGACGAAGAAGCGAAAGAAGGGCGAGAGAGCGAAACAGCGGAACGUGGCACCACCAGUCGAGUCUAUAAAACUAAACAUUCCUAAAGCGUUUUACCAAAAGAACCCCAGUUACCCGGCUUCGUCGCCGACGCUGAUGCAGCAGACGAUGCCUCUGGGCUCGACGAACGACGCGCACCUGGCGAACGCGUCCGUCGAGUCUCAGGCAGUCGGUAUGACCAGUCAGAACAUCGGUGGCAGCGGUUCGGAGCCAGAGAACAAGCGUUCGUCGAAGCGGAAACGGGUACCGAAACGAUUCUACGGCGACUCCAGCGACGACGAGGUGGAGAAGCAACCGGUGACGAAGUGGAGGAAGGCGGAGACGCCUACGUUCGCGAUCACACCGAGCAUUAAGACGUUGCCCGCGAGGCUGACCUUCGGGGGCAAGUCCGUGGCGUACAGGCCGCCGAUACAGGAGAGCCAGCCGGAGAACCUCGGACUCGCUACGGCUUCCGCCACCGACUCGGAGGAACCGGCCGAGAGCAGCAGCGAGUCUAGCGACUCCGAGGUAGAGGCUAGCCAACAGAUGCAAACGCAUCUGGCGGAGAGUAACACGACGGUAGCGGAACGGCCGGUUAAUCUCUAUUGUUACUGUCAGUGCCCGUACGACGAAGUGUCGGAGAUGAUCGCCUGCGACGCCGAAGACUGUCGCAUCGAGUGGUUUCAUUUCGAGUGCGUCGGCAUCAUGGUGCCACCGAAAGGUAAAUGGUAUUGUCCGGACUGUCGAAAGAAGCACGGAAUCGUGCAGAACAGCGAGGACUACUUUGACUGAUAGCAGCGGAUGGUGUCCGCCUAUUGAAUUUGCUGUGUAGGCAUACUUCAAAAUGAACGUUCGAUUCUCUCUCCCUCUUUGUUUCUCUGGCUAGUUAUCUUCUGAAUAAUUACAUUUAUUAAUAAACGAUACGGUGCAAGUGAAAUGCAGUUUUCGUUUUAUCGUUCAGUCUUGGAAUAAAGAGUCUAUUUAAAUAUUUUUAUUAAAACUGUAAUAUUAAUACUUGACUAUCGUAAUUUUCUUUACGUGAAACGAUAUUCAUUUUAACUAUUUAAGUUUCUUGUAAUUUUUCAGUUUAGUCAGAGUUAAAGCAGUAUUCGAAUGUUUUAGAUUUUUAUUGCGUCUUUAGCAGAGUAAAUCUAGAGUUAAAAUUGUUCAAGUGGUCAAGUGAUUGUUAGUUAAUUUAAAAUAUUGCAAACUGUUUGUUUUUAUUUGCAUGAAAAAUGAUAUAUUCUCUUUAAAAUCGCACCGGCAAUUAUACUUGUUACAUGUUAUACGAAAAAGAAAAAGGGAGGGAGAGAGAAUUAAUCGAUCAUCAAAUUCCCAGCGUUUCCUUUCUUUUUUUCUUGGUAAACAAAACGAAUCAAUCAUACGCUGUUCCAUGUUAAUAUUUUUCUUAAGUCGAUACGAGAACGGUAAACAUUUGUAUAUAACUUGUAAAUACGCCUUAGAGUUUAUAACAAUGAAGUAAGGUUUUUUGUGUACAUUUGUUUGUACUUCUUUUAAAGGACGAAGAGAAAAGUGCGCGGUGUAUAAAUUGAUUAGUGGUAGCCGAUAGGCAAGCAUAGCGUUCUAGAAGCGAAAUCUAGGCUGCGUCGUAGAGCGAGAUAUUGUUCAAGCCUAGCACCAGAGGGGAGGGCUGUGUUUUUAUCAAUUCGAAAUCUUGAAAUCGGGAUAUCGCGGCUGAUACAACUGUCGGCACUGCUGGCGGUGUCUGUGCCCCCAUUCGAUGAUCGUAACCCUUCGAUGAUCACUGCUUUUAAUACAUUGACUGCCAUACGAGGAGGGAUCAUUGGCGACCAUUAUUUUCGAUUAAGUGGCAAACCAUUUUAGCAGAUACUCAUAAAUUCAGUCUCUUUACCAGUACGCAAAAAUGAUUGCAAAAGAUAAGUAUAGAGAAAAAUUGUAAAUACCAUUAAUAAUAAUUAUUCAUCUUCUACAGUGGCAGUCAACGUAUUAAUUGUCUGGAAACGUGUGACAUAUAUUCCCCAAGCUUUCCUAGCAGUUUUGUUCUUCUUACCUGAUCUGUUCUUUUUUAACAUAUGAACCUUCCAAAUUUUUUAUAAUUUCACGCGUUGAAUUUCUGUUUCUCCCAGUUCCUCUACUUUUUUACCGCUUUGUUUUAAGAGUAAUCGACGAGUUAACCAGCAGGUCUUUUAUCGUUUUCUUUUUUCUAGUCUAGUUCUCUUGCUCUAGUUUGUUCGUGGCUGCUUUAUCGCCAAUUGAAGAUUAUAGAUCCUGUUGAAAUUGCGCUAAAUUCUCUCUAGCCAGUCAACGUUAUACUUGCCAAGAUUUCGAUGUGAUAUUUAGCGAACAAAAUAUCAAAUAAAACGAUAUUCCAUCGCGAA
Molecule: messenger RNA, 7851 nt
Organism: Osmia bicornis bicornis
Lineage: Eukaryota; Metazoa; Arthropoda; Insecta; Hymenoptera; Megachilidae
Gene: MESR4
Exons: 2
Coding region: 863-6283 (1806 amino acids)
Biological process (GO): regulation of DNA-templated transcription
Cellular component (GO): nucleus
Source: RefSeq, a predicted model, not a curated record